Molecule: messenger RNA, 3550 nt
Organism: Leptonychotes weddellii (Weddell seal)
Lineage: Eukaryota; Metazoa; Chordata; Mammalia; Carnivora; Phocidae
Gene: AP3M1
Product: adaptor related protein complex 3 subunit mu 1
Biological process (GO): vesicle-mediated transport; intracellular protein transport
Cellular component (GO): clathrin adaptor complex
Source: RefSeq, a predicted model, not a curated record
GGGGGCGGGAGCCUGCGGACAGGGAACAGCUCGAAAACUGGGGAGCAGACUGAGUAGCUGGGGCUCCGGACUCCAGCCUGGGCUGCGGGAGAGUCUCUGAUGCUGACCGCGCCUCCCUCUCGGCCUUCUGGGCUUUCUUGCCGGCAGGGCCGGAAGGGAGAGGUGCACCUGCAGCCCGGCCUUCUCGGGUCCCAGGCCCAAGAGGUUCAGACUCGUUGGCGUCCCUCCCCGUGCUUCGGCGCGGGAAAAAGAUCACCCACGAAAAUGAUCCACAGUCUAUUUCUCAUAAACUGUUCCGGUGACAUAUUUCUAGAGAAGCACUGGAAGAGCGUUGUAAGCCAGUCUGUCUGUGAUUAUUUCUUUGAAGCUCAAGAGAAAGCUGCUGAUGUUGAAAAUGUACCACCUGUCAUUUCAACACCUCAUCACUACCUCAUCAGUAUCUACCGGGACAAGCUCUUCUUUGUGUCUGUCAUACAGACUGAAGUGCCCCCUCUCUUUGUAAUUGAGUUCCUACAUCGAGUUGCUGACACUUUUCAGGACUACUUUGGUGAGUGUUCGGAAGCUGCAAUUAAGGAUAAUGUGGUCAUUGUAUAUGAGCUCUUGGAAGAAAUGUUAGACAAUGGAUUUCCACUGGCUACUGAAUCUAAUAUUUUGAAAGAACUGAUUAAACCACCAACAAUUCUCCGUUCUGUCGUCAACUCUAUCACAGGCAGUAGUAAUGUUGGGGACACACUCCCCACUGGGCAGCUGUCCAACAUCCCAUGGCGCCGGGCAGGGGUAAAGUACACAAACAAUGAAGCUUAUUUUGAUGUCGUUGAAGAAAUAGAUGCAAUUAUAGAUAAAUCAGGAUCUACAGUCUUUGCAGAAAUUCAGGGGGUCAUUGAUGCUUGCAUUAAGCUAUCUGGAAUGCCUGACCUUUCUCUUUCUUUCAUGAACCCACGGCUUCUAGAUGAUGUCAGCUUCCACCCCUGCAUCCGGUUCAAGCGCUGGGAAUCUGAAAGGGUUUUGUCAUUUAUUCCUCCAGAUGGAAAUUUCCGACUCAUAUCAUAUCGUGUCAGCUCACAAAAUCUAGUGGCAAUACCGGUCUAUGUGAAACACAGCAUCAGCUUUAAGGAGAACAGUUCUUGUGGUAGAUUUGAUAUUACGAUUGGACCAAAGCAGAAUAUGGGAAAAACUAUUGAAGGAAUCACAGUAACAGUUCACAUGCCAAAAGUUGUGCUGAAUAUGAACCUGACACCAACACAAGGCAGCUAUACAUUUGAUCCAGUCACCAAGGUACUAACAUGGGAUGUGGGAAAAAUUACUCCACAAAAGCUCCCAAGUCUUAAAGGACUGGUAAAUUUACAGUCCGGAGCACCCAAGCCAGAAGAGAAUCCAAGUCUCAACAUACAGUUCAAGAUCCAGCAACUUGCUAUUUCUGGCUUAAAAGUAAACCGCUUGGACAUGUAUGGGGAGAAAUAUAAGCCAUUUAAAGGAGUCAAAUAUGUCACGAAAGCUGGAAAAUUCCAAGUGAGAACAUGAGAAGAGGCCAAAAUUCCUCAAGAUCUGUUUGUUUUCCUACUGUCAUUAUAGUUUAUUACUGUUAGGUACCAAGUUGGUGGGCGUCCAUAUUCUAGUCCAAGCAUUCCUAUUGAGCUACACACAGCUAACGAAGUUGCUUAGUAAUCAAUGUAGGGUUCUGAAGAGCUAUAAGCUAAGGAAACUUUGAAUGACUUAGCUGAUUUUGUAUCUUUUCAGUUAGGAAGAUUCUGGAGGUGAUUGCCUCCAUAGGGGGACCUCUGCUGGAGGCUGCACAUUGUAACAGUAAAGGCAAAAGGCUACAGUAAUAACCUCUCCCCUAAAACAAGUGAACUGGUCUCAGCAGGAGCCCUCUCCAUCUGUAAUACGAUGUAUCAAGUGCAGCCCAAUGGCACACCUGAUCUUAGCUGGCCCAAAUCAACAUCUGUCCCAACAGAGGAAGUUCCCCCCACCCCAAGAAGUUUACAAAAAACUGCCUCUUCAAGUGUUUGCCUUAUUCAGCUUUUCACUUGUGCCAUUAAGCAAGCACUGUAGCAAAAGCCACUUCCACUGGGCCUGGCAGGGAGCCCCACAGCUCCAGGCUCCAUUUUCACUGUACUUGGUCUUGUAUUUUUUAUAAAUAAGAUUUUUACGUAAAGCUCAGAUUUUGAUUUACAGGGACCUUGCUGCAGGAAGUACCGUCUCAGUUUUGUGCCACUAGUUCAGCUGUUAGAUAGCAUAGUCAAAAUUAUUUGUAUCAAAGGGGUGAAUGCUUUAUUAAGGCAAUAAAAGGGAACACUACUUCUGCUUUUAGGAAGUUAUUGCAAGCACAGGCAUUUGAGAUUUGAAGCAAAUUAAAGCGUAAAAGAGAAACUUAAGUGAACUUUGCCACCUUCAUGUUUUAUAAAGCUUAUCAACACCACUUAAACCAUCGUUAGCCUAAAGGCCUCAAGCCCUAGUUCAGCAAAAGAAAGAAAAUGUGCCUGCUUCACUAUCAUCACUUUUUUUUAAUCAAUUUUAUCUUUUUUACUGUUGUUCUUGAGGUCUUGAACUUACCUGCAUCCCUUGUCUUUAGGGGGGAGCUCCCGUUUCAUAGUGUGUGCUUCCCAAGGCUACAGUGGCCAAUAGGUUCUUUCCUGAAACUCUUGUCUUAAUUGUUACUUGAACGUCUCUACUGUACUGUCUUGAGUACUUGGAAGUACAUGAUGCUGAGGCAGUAACAAGAUCCUCAGUAACAUUGACGAAACCAUAUUAAUCAUCUUGGUUGGCAAGUCAGUCUAGAGUUGUAUCAUUUCACUCAACUUCCUGGCUUUUGAUGUCCUUGCCCAGACAUUUUGCCUCAUUAGACAGGAAGAAUGGAGAAAGGCUGAGAGAUACAAGUGCUUGUUCUUCAUGGUCCCAUUUGUUCUUGCUUAUGCGGUUAGUUUUCUUCUCUUCGUGACUCCAUUCUUUUCAUUCCUCUUGGCUUAUAACUCCCUUUUCCAUAUCAUGCUAAGAAUGGCCCUUAAAUUCAUCCCUUUCUGCUGUCAAGAGCUAGUGGUCGGUGCUGCUACAGAGAGCCCACCAGACAGCAGCCUUCUUACCUUUGCCUGCCUAGGGUACCCAGCCUGCCUUUCAUCUAAUAGGAGAUGGCACUUUUUGCAAAUUUGAAAUUUCUUGGGUAACCAAUAUCAGCUUGGCAGCUAAAAUCAAGAUGUUGCCAAAUAUUUAUUCCCUUUGCCUAACACUGAUUACCCAGUCCAAUUGCUUUUAUUUUUAAUGUCUUUUAAUGUCCUAUCUCAAAAGAACAAUCAGUAUAUUUGCUUUUCUUUCUGUACAAUCCCUAAUCUCAACCAUGUAUAUCUGGACUGUCCAAUUUUCUUUUUGUGCUAUCUUCUCUUAUAUAUAAAUAAGCAGAUUAUAUGCCAAGAGUCCCUUGUCUCUAGCAAUUUCUGCUGAAACUUCCAAGUAGACUGUUUCCUUUUACAAUUAAAUUAUUGUAUUUAUUAAUUUGAAUCCAGUAUAUCCUUUCUCUAAUCUGGUUAUACUGUCAAUAAAAAGAUGGAAGCAGCAA